Messenger RNA from Chilo suppressalis (striped riceborer), 4897 nucleotides. NCBI's taxonomy places the organism in Eukaryota, Metazoa, Arthropoda, Insecta, Lepidoptera, Crambidae. The record is from the annotation of a GenBank genome assembly.
GUGGAGUAGUGAAUCACAUCUACACUGCGUUUUUUGUUAACAUCGAGCAGCACGCAAAAAGUUACAAAGCCAUCGCCACUAACACACGGCCAGAAGGCCAGUGCUCGGUUGUGACUUAGUGAGUGUAACCGUUCGCGGUACCGUCACGAAUAUAAUGGUGAUAGUGAAUUGUUUGUUAAAAUGUUGGAGGAAGUGUUUGCUGGAGCAUAACUCGCCUUCGGAUUUCUACGUGAGCUGCUGGCAAAGCAGCCAUCUCUCAUGGCCUCUACUACUGUUGCGGUCAAUCCUCUUCCUGUACUCAAUGACUGUAUUGGCGGUUUCGGUCGCGCUUGACCCCUACAUCUGUUAUCGGUUCAUAUACUUUACACACUGGGGAUUCCUUGCCAUUGUGCUUGAAACAGGUUUUUCUACAGCAAUCUCUGCGUAUGCGCACUUCAAGAGACCGAUCGAUGCCACAUUCGGUCUUCCAUGGUACGUGAAGACCUACUGGGUGCUGUACAACGUCACCAUCCCCGUUGCUUUCCUAAUCACCGUCUUCUACUGGGGCAUUUUGAAAACCUCCGGCAAGAUCCAGAAGUAUGCCCCGAACCCUGUCCUAGACGUGAUGCUCCACGGAGGCAACUCGGUGGCGAUGCUGAUGGAGUUAGUCCUGUCUGCACACCCCAGCCGACUGUUGCACAUUCUGCAACCGCUACUGUUCGCACUCGCCUACCUUCUGUUCACGGUGGCGUAUUACUUUGCGGGAGGACUCGAUCCUUGGGGCAACGCGUUCAUCUACCCAGUGAUAGACUGGUCGAAGCCGCAGCAGACGGUGAUAGUGGUGGCCCUGACGGCCUUGUUCCUGACGCUCAUGCACCUCGUGGUGGUCGCCAUUGCAUCGACCAGGGACGCCAUCUGCCGACGCUUCCGGAAUACCCCUGGCAUAUACAACGACGGCUUCGGGGAUGAAUCGUGAUAAUAACGACAACAACAUUCUCCAGCUUAGCGACCCGAAGAAAAGAGAAGAAGGGAAGAGAUGAUGCCACUGCUUCCAGUCUUAACGGGUCCUUACAACUCGAAGAAGUUUUUAAGGAGCGCUUAGCAUGUCAGUCUCGUUUCUUCUGAAAUGGAGAAGUCUUCGCAGCUCGAACAAGUUUUUGAUAAACUGGUCUUUUCAGUGGCACUUAAGAUGCAAAAUAAUAUGAUAUCCACUGGGUAAACUCAUGUACAAUGUCCAUGGCCAGAGGAAUCUAGCCUUAGUCUCCUAAAACAACAUCAGGAUUUUUGAAAACUAGGCACACAAAAAGUAGGAAAUCUUUUACCAGGAGACGAGUCAAAGAUGUUUAGCAUAAAUAAAUACUUUGGUGUAUAAAUGGGAACCUCAACCAAACCUUUGUUAGUCUUGUUAAGGUUUUAGUUUCACAUAAGUAUUUCUUGACUUGUCUAUAUAACAUUUUCUGGUUUAAACGGAACCUACAGGCACUUAUUACAACAUAGUUUUAACCUUACUUAUAAUCUCGGAACAAUGAAAAUCUAUCUUAUUCAGUCGGCAAAAGCUUUUUUAUAGUAGGAAAAGAUUGAAAUUACUGCAUUGUUAUGUCAAUACUCAGUAUUGCAAUAAUUAAACUGCGGUAAGCAUGCAUACUUCACUCAAUAGUUUUUUUAUAUUAAUAUUACAACAAGGAAUGACGUAGGUCGUCUAUAGUAAUUCUAUGGUACCAAAGAAUCAAGUUUAAGUUAACGACCACACCAUAGUAACAUGAUGAAUUGAAACAGAAACUAGUUAAUAGAUUCUUAAUAACUAUCUAAAUCUAUUGUAUUUUGUCAGUAAGAUGUUGUUGUAUCUUAUCGUGUUACGUUGAUCGUACCUAAUACAUAAACAUUAAACACCUCAACAUCGUUGUCCUUCACCCACGUGACGUUAUAAUAAUCGAGAUCUGUUAUUAUGAUAUUAAUCUGAGCGAAAUAUUUUUAUGGACUGGGAGAGACCGAAAACAUAGAAUACGCAAGUUAGCUUGCACUUUUCCGCAAAUCUUUUAAUCUUUUAUUUUCGAGAGUUUUAGACGGAGAAUUUUUAGUAUCUUUGUAGAUAGAAUAUUAGUCACUAUGAUUUCUUUGGUGACAUUUUGGAGUCGACCAAUGGCAAAAUGUAUUAUGCUUGUAUUUUUUUAUACUUAUUAGGUGUCGCCUAGCCAUAGCCGACUUAUUUUACGCGCAUGAGAGUUAAUUUAAUGUAUUUCAAUAUAUUAUAUAUAAAUAUUAAAUACGCUUUCUAGACUUCUCCAUAUAAACUUUAAUUAUGCAGAAAUCUCAUAGUCCUCCAUGAGAAAGGUUUCUUGAAAAAGAGGUAGGUACGAAUUUUUUUCCCUCACAAAUUAAUAUAACUAGAAUGCAUCGACUUUUCCCAAUAUUGGGUCCCGACUGUUAAAGUAGCUUUGUUCCUUAUUAAACAUAAUUCAAGACUACUGGACUUGUUUUUUGUAAUAGUUUUAUAUAGCUAUAACGACGUAGUGUCGCCCUUACAUUAAAAGCUCUAAUCCUACGGAUAUGGCGUAAACUUAUGUACCUAUAUAAAAUAUUUUAUUAUGUCAAGGACGUGUCUAACGAUCUCAAUCUUGGGUGCGUACGUGCUUUAGCCAUACUGAGAAAUAUAAGGAAUUGAGAUGAUAUGCUGUCAAGGCCCCACAUAUACUAUGAGCCUCAUAUGAUUAAUGUACGCCACGGGGAGUAUUUCGUAAGAGAUAAGUACUUAAAUAACUAUUAAUGGAAGUACUUAACUGUGUGACCGACUUUGUCUAUACACUAUAGAAUAUGUACUCUUACUAUAAUAUUUUUAACAACAUAAUAGUUAAAACAUUUUUUUUACUAUUUUAACGAAAAGAGUGAAACGAUGUUGGUUUCUUUGCCUUUUAGGUUUUUUUACUCUUUCAUUAUUUUGUAUUAAAAAGUGUAACUAGUAAGAUAAGAAAAUGAAAUCAAAAAUACAAAUGCAAUCUUAGCGUGUUAAUGUAUAUAUUUUAGUUAAUUUUAGAAAACUUAGUUAAUAUAGAGAGAUUACAUUUUUAAGAUAGCAAAGCAAACUGUGAUUUAUUAAGUAAAUAUGUAGGUACCUACAGCAGUUAAUUUCCAAUACGAAAUCUCAUUUUUUUUAAUUGUGUCAAUUUUCAUUAAUAUUAUAACAAAUAGAAACUUAAUAAACAUUUAGAUAGUGGAUAUGAAUAUGAAAUGCUACUGCAUAAAAUUGACAUUGUCCAUAGAAAGCUAUUGCAGUUAAUCCUUUAUUUUUUUAAAUUAAUAUCAGGUAUUAUAAAUGUAAAUUAAUAUUUAUUUUUACUUUAAGCAUUAUUUAUGCAACCUUGUAUACAACUCAGUAUCUAUCUAAUUCAUUCACUAAAAUUUCUUACAAAGUAUGUAAUAAUGUGAAAGCAAGAAAUAAUAUCAUUGAAAUUAUGUACUUAUUUGAUAGUUUAACUUCAAUACAAUUAUUUUCAUAAUGUUUGGAGCUGUUCUAUCUUAUAAAGUCUUCAUACUAGGUAAUAUAAUCAGUUAUCAUGAGGCUAAAUAACGUCCCCGAAUCUGGGGCACAGGCUAUGAAAUGAAGAAUUUCUAUAAGAACAGUGACAGCAUUCAUUUUAGUAUAAUUUGAUAAUUUAUUGGCUACUAAUGUUGUAAAUAUGAAACAAGGUAUCGAGUUUAGUUGUAUACGUUAUUAAUUUGCUAACCAAUCACUCUGAAACGGCUGAACUUUUGAAUAAAAUUAACACGUAAGAUACUUUUUGCCUCAGGGAAAGAAAGAAAAAAAGUCUGGACUCAGUUCAAAUAAAGUUGUAGUAAAAAUACAAGUUAUUUUUAUUGCCCACAACUUUGUUACCAACACUUAUCAAGAAUAUUACCAUGAUAGAGCUACCAACAAAUUAUAAUAUGAAUGGUUGUGGUCUGAGCAACUUUUUGAUUAGUAAGGAUGACUAUUUUAGAUAAGACAUUACAUGUAAGUAUUCAUAUCGAUCCAUAUCAAAUUUUAUAUAAGAUUUAGAUAAUUCCACCUGUAAUUAUAACAUAGGUAUACAUUGUUAAUGUAUCUCCUGAUAUACUUAUCAAAUAAGUAACCUUAUAUAACAAAGUAAAAAAAAGUUUUCAAUUAGGUGUUUUGAGAAAAAUAUACACCAUGAAUUUUGAUUUACUUGAGAAAAUACACUAGCGAAUUCAGCCAAAACGAUUUAGGUUAGUUACAUAUAUCUGCAAUUUUUUUUUAUUAUAUUUUCGAAUAGUGUUUCCACGUUUACUCAAUGAUUGUGCAAUUAUGAACCUUGAAAACUACUUUUAUGAUCUAUGUACUUACUUAACUAAUUAAUAAGUACACAAUAUGUAUGUAUGUUAUUUUCAACUUCGUUUAUAGGAUAUUUUAAAAACGAUAUAAAUCAAUAUUUUUGUUUGGUGGUGAUAUUCAUUUACUAUUUAUAACUAUUUUUAUUUAUACGAUUUUUAAGUGUCUUAGGUAACCCAAAAUUCACAGUGUAUUGUAGAUAACUUAAAACAUUGUUAAUUAUUUUUAUUAGCACUACAAAAAAUAUAAUUAAUAAGUCACCAUUUACCAUAGAGUUUAAACCCUUGCUUGAUUCUUUCUACAUAAUUUUUACCUUGUAGAAUAUUCAAAAAUUUUAUUUAUAAAGUUUUUUGCUUUGUUGCUUUUAUAAUGCUCAUUUAUCAUCGUCAGUAUCGAAUUUAAAAAAAAAACUUUAUGAAUAUAUGUACAUUAAUAUAUACAGGAACAAUGAACUUUAAACUAAAAAUCUUAAAAAAUAUAAUAUACUAACUAAAAGGAGUCCCUUUAUGCAUGGUUCCGAAGAUACUGGCAGCGUAUCGAAUUGUCAUGUAAUAUGACUCUACACUUGUUAUAAAUAUUUUUGUGGUUUCGUAU